CUAGAUUGAAAACGAUCAUGACAGCCCAAAAAGCUCCAUAUUCAUGAGAGGCUGUCCCCUCCCCACCACCAAACCCCUUAAAUGUGGCCUCUAUGCUAUGCCAUGGCCAACUGAUCCUCUUCUAUCUGAAAACCAACACCCCUUUCUUCCACUCCAACCACAUUGCCUUUGCUUCCUUUCCCAGAGGCAGAGCGAGUAGUAGUAGUUCUUGAUUAGAGCAGAGCACCCAUGAUGAUAAGCCAUUGCACAAGUAGUACCCCGACACCACCCACCUUGUUUCUUGCUCCUCCUUCGAGCCGCCAGAGAACUCCGCAGCUUCUCGGGGCCAGCAGGCAGAGCUUCUUCUCAACUGGGGCUCUGUCUCUUAGGUUUCCUCAGAAGAAAUGGGGGCAGAUUCUGAGGCAUUCUAUGUUCCUGAGCACGAGGCCCGCAGUGAAGGAUGGAGCUCUGAGUGUGGACGGCAAGGAUGUGCUGACCGGCGUACCGGACAACAUCGUCGUGACUCCGCUGACUGGUUCAUCGGCUUUUGUCGGGGCCACCUCCACCAUUAUGGGUUCCAGACACGUGUUCAAGCUUGGGCUCAUUCAAGAUGUGAGGUUGUUGUGCCUCUAUAGAUUCAAAAUAUGGUGGAUGAUGCCGCGAGUCGGGGACUCAGGAAGGGACAUUCCCGUCGAGACUCAAAUGUUACUUCUGGAAGUAAAGGAACAUGAACCAUUAGAUGAGCCCAUUUAUGUUCUUUUGCUGCCCUUGUUAGAUGGAGAUUUCAGGAGCAGCUUGCAGGGAAACUCUGCAGACGAGCUGGAACUUUGCAUUGAGAGCGGUGAUCCUGCUACUGUCACAAAAGCGUCCCAGAAAGCAGUUCUCGUAAAUUACGGAGACAAUCCUUUUGAUCUGAUGAAGGAAUCAAUGAAACUCGUGGAGAAACAGAUGGGGACAUUUUCACUUCGAGAAACAAAACAGAUGCCUGGAAUCCUAGAUUGUUUUGGUUGGUGCACUUGGGAUGCGUUCUACCAUGAUGUCAAUCCCGAAGGAAUUACAGAUGGGCUUAAAAGUCUAUCGGAGGGAGGCACACCAGCAAAAUUUUUAAUUAUAGAUGACGGUUGGCAAGAUACAAGUAAUGAGUUCCAGAAAGAGGGAGAACCAUUUGUUGAAGGAUCGCAGUUCGGAGGCAGAUUGCUCAGCAUUAAGGAAAACCAUAAGUUCAGGAGACAAGAAAUUGGAGCUCCAAGCUCCGAACCGACAGAUCUAAAGGAAUUUGUUUCACAUUAUAAGGCAACUUUUGGGCUCAAGUAUGAAAGGGAAAACCUUUCACUAGUGUACUUCUAUAUUUCAGUGUAUGUCUAUGUGUGGCAUGCAUUGUUGGGUUACUGGGGAGGCCUUGUUCCUGGAGUUUCUGGGACAGAAAAAUACAGCCCUGUAAUGAGAUACCCGGUUCAAUCACCGGGAAAUUUAGCUAACACUAGGGAUAUAGCAAUGGACUGUAUGGAGAAGUAUGGGAUUGGAACACUGGAUCCAGCUGCAGCCUCUCAGUUCUAUGAUGAUCUUCACAGCUAUUUGGUUUCUCAGAAUGUAGACGGGGUCAAGGUGGAUGUGCAGAACAUACUGGAGACUAUUGGGACCGAUUUGGGGGGCAGAGUUUCGCUCACAAAACAGUUCCAGGAGGCUCUCGAGAAGUCCAUUGCAGCCAAUUUUCAGGAUAACAGCAUAAUUUGCUGCAUGGGUCAGAGCACAGACUCCAUUUACCAUUGCAAACAGAGCGCGAUCACACGAGCUUCUGAUGACUAUUACCCCAACAACCCAACAACACAGACUCUGCACAUAGUUUCUGUAGCAUAUAACAGCAUGUUCCUUGGGGAAGUUGUUGUCCCUGACUGGGACAUGUUCUACAGCCUCCAUGAUGCAGCUGAGUACCAUGCUGCUGCUCGUGCAGUUGGAGGAUGUGGAGUCUAUGUGAGUGAUAAACCUGGGCACCAUGAUUUUGAGAUACUCAAGAGGCUUGUACUUUCUGAUGGGUCAGUACUGAGAGCAAAGUACCCCGGAAGACCUUCACGGGAUUGCCUCUUCAAUGACCCAGUCAUGGAUAGAAUGAGUCUUCUGAAGAUCUGGAACUUAAACAACUGCACAGGAGUUCUUGGUUUGUUUAACUGCCAAGGAGCGGGAAGCUGGCCUGGGAUGGAAAUUGCAGUUAAGGAAAAUGAAGACAUCUCCGAGAUAUCUGGAAAGGUAUCUUUGACUGAUAUAGAGUACUUUGAAGAGGUCGCUGGGGACUCAUGGAAUGGGGAUGCUGCAGUUUAUUCCUUCAAAGCAGGUUCUCUAAGCCGACUAUUGAAGGAAGAAUCGAUGAAUGUCAGAUUGGGAGUUCUUCAGUGUGAUGUCCUCACCGUUUCUCCUAUUAAGGUUUAUGACGAGAAGGUACGGUUUGCUCCGAUUGGAUUAACAAACAUGUACAAUUCGGGUGGUGCUGUCGAGGCAGUUGAAUCUUGUAAUGAGAAAUCUACCUCUAGUUUGGUACUAUGCAUUAAAGGAAGGGGCUCGGGUACCUUCGGUGCAUUUUCUGAUAUGAGACCCAAGUCUUGCUUCGUAAACUCUGAAGAGGAAAGUUUCAAGUUCAGAACGGAAGAAAACUUGCUGACUGUUACUAUUCCUCCAAGGAUGACUUCAUGGGACCUCUUCAUUUCUUACUGAUCGGCCUAUGUUAAUGGCCAAAUCUUAUACCAACCAAUACCCCCACAGAUUUUUGUAGUUGUGGCCCAUUGAUGAAGUCACUGCAUGUAGAGCGCGGGAUGCUUUCAGCAGUUUCAUUGUUCACUUGAAGAUAUCAGAUAUUAGAGUAUAUAUAGGGGUUAUGCCAUUUUUUAGCAGCCUAUUUCGGUUUUUGAUACCAGAAAGGCUGUAAGUCUUCCUACUAUUUUCCCAUAUUCUAGGAACUGGUUUAUACAAGUAUUUCAAUUCAUAUGACAUCAUAUCAUAUAUGUAAAGCCGUUGCUUGAACAAAAUCUUAGCCAUUGAUGAAUGGGGCCACGCAACUGCAAUGAAUUCGGUGAAAGAUCUAUAGAAACUCAUGCUUUGAAAAUGAUA
This is a messenger RNA of Punica granatum (pomegranate), 3078 nucleotides long. Lineage: Eukaryota; Viridiplantae; Streptophyta; Magnoliopsida; Myrtales; Lythraceae. The record is from RefSeq and is a predicted model, not a curated record.